This is a messenger RNA of Exophiala oligosperma, 531 nucleotides long. RefSeq lists its product as uncharacterized. The transcript has a single exon. NCBI's taxonomy places the organism in Eukaryota, Fungi, Ascomycota, Eurotiomycetes, Chaetothyriales, Herpotrichiellaceae. The coding region runs from base 1 to 531 and encodes 176 amino acids. Gene Ontology annotation, molecular function: catalytic activity. The record is from RefSeq and is a predicted model, not a curated record.
AUGGCCUCGUCCAACCGCUGCCCUUUGACAGAAGCUCAGAUCGAUAAAGCAUUGAAGACUUGCCUGGAAGUGCAAGUCGACGCUACCGCAAACCACGGCAAAAGACCAUUCGCGGCUCUCCUAGUUGGAACAGACAACACGACAAUUCCCAUGACCCAUUUCUCCGUAUCCCACUUUCAGCACGCCGAGAGCGAAAUCGCUCGGUUAGCAGGCAUUCAUUUCACCCAGGACUACUUGGAAAAGUGCACGUUGGUCUCAACCUGGGAGCCCUGCGCAAUGUGUACGGGCACGGCCUAUUGGAGCAACAUCGGUCGCAUUCUCUACGCAGCUAGCGAAGCCAACUUGAAACGCUUGACGGGAGAUAACAAUCAGGAGAAUAUGACCAUGUCACUACCUUGCCGUGAUGUUGUAAAGUCGGGUCAGAAGGACAUAGGGCUCAUAGGACCAGUAGCCAGGUGGGAAGAAAAGGUGCUGAGGGAAAGUGAAAGGUGGUGGGAUACUCACAGGCGUGAAGUCAGAGAUGCGCAUUGA